Mandrillus leucophaeus (drill) is the source of this 1415-nucleotide messenger RNA. RefSeq names its product MPV17 mitochondrial membrane protein-like 2 (gene MPV17L2). Gene Ontology annotation, biological process: mitochondrial ribosome assembly. Gene Ontology annotation, cellular component: cytoplasm; membrane. The record is from RefSeq and is a predicted model, not a curated record. Bases 103 to 723 code for a protein of 206 amino acids. The transcript is spliced from 5 exons. NCBI's taxonomy places the organism in Eukaryota, Metazoa, Chordata, Mammalia, Primates, Cercopithecidae.
CGGGAUGCCGGAGGGGCGGGCAAUUUGGGAUCGACUGUGACUCGCGACUGGUCGGCGCUGCGAGAGCAGAGCGGCGCUCGGAUUCCUUGGCUCCCGAGGGCUAUGGCGCGGGGUGGCUGGCGCCGCCUGCGCCGCCUGUUAUCCGCGGGGCAGCUUCUAUUCCAGGGCCGCGCGCUGCUCGUCACCAACACGCUGGGCUGCGGCGCGCUCAUGGCGGCCGGUGAUGGCAUGCGCCAGUCAUGGGAGAUCCGUGCCCGGCCCGGCCAGGUUUUCGACCCGCGGCGCUCCGCGAGCAUGUUUGCGGUGGGCUGCAGCAUGGGUCCCUUCCUGCACUACUGGUACUUGUCGCUGGACCGUCUAUUCCCUGCGUCUGGCCUCCGAGGCUUCCCAAAUGUCCUCAAGAAGGUCCUCGUGGAUCAGCUGGUAGCCUCUCCCUUGCUGGGCGUCUGGUACUUCUUGGGCCUUGGCUGCCUGGAGGGUCAGACAGUGGGUGAGAGCUGCCAGGAGCUGCGGGAGAAGUUCUGGGAAUUCUACAAGGCAGACUGGUGCGUGUGGCCUGCUGCACAGUUCGUGAACUUCCUCUUCGUGCCCCCCCAAUUUCGAGUCACCUACAUCAACGGCCUGACGCUGGGCUGGGACACAUACCUGUCGUACUUGAAGUACCGGAGCCCAGUUCCUCUGACAUCCCCAGGCUGUGUGGCCCUGGACACUCGAGCAGACUGAACUGUCCACCUCCGGGACCAGAUGCAAGACUGACUCCUGGCAGACCACCCCCUCUACCAGAAGGGGAAUGGGCUCCUGCAGCGAGCUCGGGUCCUGGGCCACGUCCCAGCGCCACUCCAGCUCCCGGGCAUUGGGCUGAGCCGCCCUUCCCAAGUGCACUUCUGGGACUCAGUUUCCCCAACUGGAACACACCCGUGAAGAUGGAUGAUCAUCCCCUAGCCCUUCUCAGCAGGAACCUCAUACGACCUGUGACCAAGAUGUCCCACUUGGGACUCAGCACGGGGCUCACCCUGCCAACCAGUCCCAAGCCCCAACCCCUCAACACUGCCGUCCACCUGGCUCUGGGCCAAGCCACCGAUCCAGAGCUCCCUCAGGUCCUGGGACCAAGGCAGGGAUGUGGCCAAUCCCCUCAGAGCAGGCUCAGGCCUGGAGUCGGCCCCCAAAAGUUUCAGGCAGGGCCGGGCAGCCUCUGUGUUUCCUUCCCUGGUUGUGAACUGUGGAAAUGCCAUUAAUUUAUCUCUGUAAUGUAAUUGAAACUGCUGGCUGGGCGCAGUGGCUCACACCUGUAAUCUCAGCCCUUCUCAAGGCUGAGGUGGAAGGAUUGCUUGAGGCCAGGUGUUCGAGACCAGCCUGGGCAACAUAGCAAGACCCUGUCUCUAUUUAUAUUGAAAAAUAAAAAUAACAAAAGAAAA